Magnusiomyces paraingens is the source of this 393-nucleotide messenger RNA. RefSeq lists its product as uncharacterized. The record is from RefSeq and is a predicted model, not a curated record. The transcript is spliced from 3 exons. Lineage: Eukaryota; Fungi; Ascomycota; Dipodascomycetes; Dipodascales; Dipodascaceae. Bases 1 to 393 code for a protein of 130 amino acids.
AUGCAGCCGACACUCUGGGCCAAUAUCUACUGGGACUCUGCCUGGCUCUACGCUGUGCAGGAACAAGCGCAUUCGGCGCUGUGUACACGGCAACUUUCGGACCAUUCUUGCCUGGCGUUAAAUUUUGGCGAAAAGCCAAUUCACGAGGGUGACAUCUCAUUGACUACAGUGAGGUUGGAAAUCCUCCAGAAAGCCUUUGCUCCAGGAACUCAGUCGCCCUCAGUUGGCUCAUCAAACAAGUCCGGACUUUUCCCCAAACAACUACAUUUGGAUGAGGAUAAAGGUGGAUCGGCUGUCGGGAACGCGGGAACUUCCCCGCGAGGUUCAGCUGUUGAAACCGCUAGCCAAUCUGGUGAUGACAAUCAGGAUGCGGUUGACUCCAGAAACCAAUGA